Molecule: messenger RNA, 586 nt
Organism: Medicago truncatula (barrel medic)
Lineage: Eukaryota; Viridiplantae; Streptophyta; Magnoliopsida; Fabales; Fabaceae
Product: protein RADIALIS-like 1
Exons: 2
Coding region: 156-434 (92 amino acids)
Molecular function (GO): DNA-binding transcription factor activity
Source: RefSeq, a predicted model, not a curated record
UCUCUACAUUAAGACAUUGAGCUAGUUCAAGUCACCAUAUUUUCUCAUAAUAAACAAACAACAACUCUCUUACUGUUUUGUGUUUUCUACUUCAAACACAAUUGUUUCCCUUCUUCUUUUGUUUUUGAGUUUAUAUAUUGAGACAAAUUAGCAGCAUGGGUUGGACAAGAGAAGAGAACAGACGUUUUGAGGAUGCACUUGCAGUAUAUGGUCCAGAAGAUCCAAAUCGGUGGCAACAUGUAGCUAAUGCUGUUGGUGGAAAAUCCAUACAAGAGGUGAAAAUGCAUUACGAGAUCCUCAAGGAAGAUCUCAUACGAAUUGAGCAUGAUCAAAUCCCACUGCCAACAUACAGGGGAGGUGCUGGUAUCAAUAUCACCAAUGGAAGGCAAUUUGGCAAUGAGCAAAGGCGAAUGAGGAAUCUUAAUAUCCAUUGAAGCAUAGAGCUCUGGAGCUACUUGUUUUUCAAUUAAUUUAUGUUAAUGUGAUUUGUAUUUAUUUUAUUUUGGAGUAAUUUCCCGUUAUAUUCACCAUAAUGUAACUUGUAACAAAUGUUGUAUCAUGUAAUGUAACACUGUUAGUUGUGCUA